AUGCGUUAUCAGAAUUGGGACGUUCUUAUGUUCCCAAAUGAAUUAUGCAAGAUCCCAUUGCAGGAGUUCAAAACCUCCUGUCAAGUUGUUCAGGAUCCUGAAGUUCAUCACUCGCAGAGCACUGCUCUAUUGCUUCCCACCGUCACUUGUUUCGUCCCCAGUUUGGCUGCUGGAGAACCUUUUCGUAUUUCUAUUCAUUCCUGGCAAAACCCCGAAGCCAGCCGGUAUAUGCAUCAGAUCAGUAGCAGGCAUGCCGAGCACGUCAUGUUUGAAGCUCGUGUGUUUGUCGACGGACGACUUGCUGGUACUAAAUUCUUUCAUCGAAAUGGUCCAUGGCCAACAGUUCUUGAAACAAGUGUCGAACUCGAUAAACAGGGAGAUUUCAAAAAACUUGAGUUUCCAGCCUUUCAUCGAGAACUUCUGUCGCAAAGUUAUUGGAAUCCCGGAGACGACCUUGGCCGUGUAAAGGUAGUGGUAUCGGAAGGUUUCCCAAGGGAUAACCUUUCUAUGCCCUUUGAACGUGUCAAGAACUCCGUGGCCUUCUCGUUUCAGCAUGCUCCAUUAGAUGUGCUCGAAGCGUCUUCGAUUGCAUGGCCAAAUGCGACUAUGUGGCGCCAGGUCUCUCUUGUCGCACCUUUCUACAAUCAACAGUCUUCGCCGAAACGGGUCGAAGAGGACCGUGAGGCUCAUGCCCACUCUCCACGAAAGCCUUCAAUCGUUAGUUUCCAGUCCUCGCAGACGAAUUCUAUGCCACCACCACCAGCACCAUUCUCGCGACCUCCAAACUUCGAUCCAUUCACUUCUGAACCACCACGUCCUGCCUUCGCAGACUGGCGUCGUCAAGAGUCCACGACCGAUACUUCUAUGCCCGAUCUUUCAACCAAUCCUAGUGUACAGGCAGGAAGUAUUAGAAACGUAUCAGAUCCUAUGAUAAUUGAGAAGGCAUGCCGAAAUAACGAUAUGCAAAGUUCGGGCGCUUUUGAGUCUCUAUGUGAGGCAUUGAUGCCGCCUGCCCCUGAUAACACGCCACAAAACGGAUCUGAAGGGACAAUAAUGAACACAGUUGCACCUCAACAACCAUAUAUGCAAAGGGGACCUAUUAGACCCGGUCCAGUUGACCGUGUACCGACUCCACGUGUGCCUGGUGCAUCGGAUACAUCCGAAGGACUGAUAGCUCAAAUUGAAGAAGCUCGUUUCCAUCAUUCCAGAAGAUUGAGCUCUUCUUCCAUGAGUUACGCCAAGAGCAAUAAAGAAAACAACAACCGAAGUCCAGCAGCUCAAUCGGAAAUCAUUGGCUAUGGCAAUCAACCACUUGCAAGUGGUGAUACUACAAGAAGAUCUUCUCUUUUCACGUCGACUAAUGUAAUGGGCACGAAGAGGCAAAGAAAUGUUACGCCUGCGUCUUCAAAGGCUAUUGAUGAUGAGGAUGAACCGAGAUCAUCACCCUCGUUGAGAAGGGUUUCUAGACAAUCUAAUGCUAGUGGAAACGGGAGGGGAAAGGACUCGGACAGGAGAGUUUUAAGCGGAGUUGAAAACGUUUGA
Sclerotinia borealis F-4128 is the source of this 1542-nucleotide messenger RNA. The record is from the annotation of a GenBank genome assembly. Lineage: Eukaryota; Fungi; Ascomycota; Leotiomycetes; Helotiales; Sclerotiniaceae.